This is a messenger RNA of Manis javanica (Malayan pangolin), 927 nucleotides long. It is a transcript of the gene LIM2, whose product is annotated as lens intrinsic membrane protein 2. Gene Ontology annotation, molecular function: structural constituent of eye lens. Gene Ontology annotation, cellular component: plasma membrane. The record is from RefSeq and is a predicted model, not a curated record. NCBI's taxonomy places the organism in Eukaryota, Metazoa, Chordata, Mammalia, Pholidota, Manidae.
UUGUGCGGGGAGGCUUAAGGGAUUUGGGGGACCCGAGGAGCAGAGACCAGCGACCUGGCUCUGCUCAGUCUGCAUAGAGGGGCCGAGGCAGACGGAGGGCGCAGGACAGGCUCUGCCACUCAGAUCGCCAUGUACAGCUUCCUGGGUGGUGGCCUCUUCUGUGCCUGGGUGGGGACCAUCCUCCUGGUAGUGGCCACAGCGACAGACCACUGGAUGCAAUACCGGCUGUCGGGGACCUUCGCCCACCAGGGCCUCUGGCGGUAUUGCCUGGGCAGCAAGUGCUACCUGCAGACAGAGAGCAUUGCCUACUGGAACGCCACCCGGGCCUUCAUGAUCCUGUCCUCCUUGUGCGCCACCUCGGGCAUCAUUGUGGGCAUCCUGGCCUUCGCUCAGCAGCCCACCUUCUCCAGACUCUCCCGGCCCUUCUCUGCGGGAAUCAUGUUUUUCACCUCCACCUUUUUCGUCCUGUUGGCCUUGGCCAUUUACACCGGAGUCACCGUCAGCUUCCUGGGCCGCCGCUUCGGGGACUGGCGCUUUUCCUGGUCCUACAUCCUGGGCUGGGUGGCCCUGCUUAUGACCUUCUUUGCAGGCAUUUUCUACAUGUGUGCCUACCGGAUGCACGAGUGUCGGCGCUUGUCUGCUCCCCGCUGAGCCCAAAUGUGCAGCAGCUGCAUCUGGAAGUUAAAAUGGGGCCACAAAGAGGAGGGGAGGGUCUGGGAGCCUGAAAUCCUGCUUCCUGGGGGGUGGGAGGGGGCUCAGUCCUGGACUCUCCGUGGGGACCCCUCACUCCUGUGUCCCGAAGGGAAGGAGGAAGACAGGCUGGUGGGAAGCCACUGAGGAGACCCAAGGCCCAUGCACAGGGUGUUAGAGAAAUGCUGUCUCCACUAGAGCAACGGUGUGGAGUCUAAUAAACCUGACGUGAAAGUA